Messenger RNA from Armigeres subalbatus, 387 nucleotides. RefSeq lists its product as uncharacterized. The transcript has 2 exons. NCBI's taxonomy places the organism in Eukaryota, Metazoa, Arthropoda, Insecta, Diptera, Culicidae. Bases 31 to 387 code for a protein of 118 amino acids. The record is from RefSeq and is a predicted model, not a curated record.
AGUAAUAGCGAAGUGAAAAUUGCUGAGAAUAUGGUGACAAAGGAUGAGAAAAACGUAACAAAAUGGCUGUCGGGUUCAUGGCCGUUGCAGCCAUUCGAUGAAAAUCUACCUCUCAACAAACGUAAAGCAGAGUGGGUUCGUUUUCGGAACCAGUUUGAGCGCAUCGUUGCCUGUAAAGAACCAGUUGGAGCUGCUAUGCGUUUGACCGGAUUAAAGAUCUUCGCCGGUAAUUAUUUACUGAGCGUGAUCGAAACUCAGGAGCUUCUGUGUGCCGAUGCAGGGAACAUCUACAGUGCAACGAUAUCAGCACUAAACAGCACCCUCGGAGGAGGAGGUAUGUGUUCCGGGACAACAAUUGAACGAUCAUUCUCAGUUGAUGGAAUCUGA